Strongylocentrotus purpuratus (purple sea urchin) is the source of this 2979-nucleotide messenger RNA. RefSeq lists its product as uncharacterized. The transcript is spliced from 5 exons. Lineage: Eukaryota; Metazoa; Echinodermata; Echinoidea; Camarodonta; Strongylocentrotidae. The record is from RefSeq and is a predicted model, not a curated record. Bases 201 to 2453 code for a protein of 750 amino acids.
UCAUUUUGUGAUAAGAGUUCCAGAUGGUUUCCGUUGUCUUUUAUCAUUGACACAUUUGUACGUAGUAUAUAUUGCGGCGAAGGACAAGGGAUAUGGAAAUGCAGUGAUACUCUUAAUACUUUAUCUUAGCCUGGAGCGCAUUGUGAUAUUGUAUAAUUAUCAUAAAGAGGUGAAAAUUUAAUUUACUAUCAGACGAUAGAAUGGCGUCAACUUCAGAUAAAGUUAUACCCCAAGGAGGAGUGACACCAGAAACAGGUGGAUACCAGAACCAGAAUCCAGGUGUAUACCCUCAUGCGUCUACCACUUAUCCAUACCCUAAUCCGCCGUACCAGCACAACACCCAGUAUUCUAUACACCCACCCAUGGCGCCUCAGCAGCCUCCUCAACAAGCUCCCAACAUCCAACCAGACCAGGUGAGGGUGGUUCCUUUCCAUGCUUCUGUCAGUGCCCUUAACAAGUCUACCACUCUGGCUGUCAUCCUCUGUGUUCCGAUCCUUGGGUUGCUGGGACUGCAUCACUUCUAUCUCAAUCGGCCUUACUUCGGCGUCAUCUAUGCCUUUACACUAGGACUAUGUGGUCUCGGGUGGCUGAUUGAUUGGUUUCGUAUCAAGUCUCUCGUCAGGAAAUGCAACCAAGAGACACGAGAAGCACAGAUCAAUGGCUACCAGCUAUACAGUCCCAUGUACCAUGGUCCUCUCACCAAGAUCUCACUCUGUGAUGCCUAUAUGCUCUGGCUUCCACCGAUUGGGCUGCUAGGUUUCUACCAGUAUUAUCUUGGUCGUAAACGCUAUGGCAUUUUCCACACCCUGACACUCGGUCGCUGCGGCCUCGGCUGGCUUCUAGAUUUCUGUCGCCUUCCUGCAAUGGUCCGCAAGGCCAAUGCCAACAUCGCCAUGAUGAAGAAAGGUAUCCGGGUAGAAGACCCUCCCUACUCGGUCUGUGACGCCUACACACUGGCCUUCCCUCUCGGCAUCUUUGGUCUGCACCACUUCUACCUGGGAAACACCCGGAGGGGAGUCCUCUUCCUGUGCACGGUGGGGGUCUUCGGCUUAGGGUGGCUAGCAGACCUCUUCCAGAUGCCUUUGAUCGUGUCGGAGGCAAACAAGAAUCGGGAGCUGAAUCAGCGUUUGGUGAACGCCACGGCUAAUAACGAGACCAGCACUAUUCAUACCACCGUCGUAGUGACGUCUGCUAACUCAGGCUACACCAACGGUCCGGGUGACGCCCGUGGGCAGGUCCUUGGAGGAGAGGCAGUUGGAGCUGUGGGUGGGAUCAACGAGCCACCACCAGUCUACAGACCUGAGGCUGGAGAGGGUGAAAGCGUCAUGAUCGUAGCCAGUGAUGGGAGUAUGGGGGCACAAGGAUAUGGGCAAAAUGCUUCGUCGUCACCCGCAGAGACCAAGGAGAUGAAAGAUAUCGUUGUCGAUCGAUCCAAAAUGACGCAGGUAGAGGUCCCAGACAUGCAGACGGCUCACCGUCAAUUCCACGAGCAGGAGGAUAGAGACCGAAGCAACAUGCCUCAGUACACAGAUGAAGUCUACCUCACACCUAGCCAUACCGCCCAGGACAGAAAAUUCGGGUUAGCCACCUUCUUGAGCCUGCCAUUCUGGGGGUUGUUUGGCGCGCACCACUUUUAUCUUCGCAGGAAGUUCUUCGGGACCGUCUACGCCUUCACGCUGGGACUGUUCGGCUUUGGUUGGUUCAUUGAUUGGUGCAGGAUUGGAGCUCUUGUGAGGAGAUGUAACCAGGACACAUCUGAAGCCAGGGCAAAGGGCCACUGGCUCCACAGCAAGAAAUAUCCUGGCUACCUCACUGAUAAGACCCUAUUGGAUGCAAUAAUCCUCUGGCUUCCUCCCUUUGGCGUCUUCGGUCUAUACCAUUUCUACCUUGGGCGGAAGCGAUACGGCACGUUUCAGGCCUGCUCUGCUGGUUUCUUUCUCUUCGGAUGGCUCAUGGACAUCUUUAGACUCUCCUACAUGGUUGAGAAAGCUAAUACUGAUGUGAAGCUCAUGAAGAAAGGUGUACGGGUUGGAGAGGACCCUUACAAGACAUCCGAUGCAUACUUGCUGGCGUUUCCUCUAGGUUUCCUUGGGCUCCAUCACUUCUAUAUGGGUAAUAAAUCAAGGGGGAUCCUCUACCUUUGCACCUUUGGUGUCUUCGGGUUUGGGUGGAUCACCGAUCUCAUCCAGAUGCCAAUGAUUGUCAGGGACGCCAACAAGAAGCUGAAGCUGAAUAUCAGGCUCCAAAACGCAUUGACUCAAGGACAGCCGCAGACAAAUGUCCUGGUGAUGACGACCAUACCGGCCACCAAUACAGGGUUUGUCGCAGGGCCUGUUGAAGGUCACCCAGGACAGGAUCCUUCCAUGGUGCCGGGAGCUACGGUUAAUCUUCCAGAACCUCCCCCAGCGUACAGGGAGAAUGCAUCUGCAGGGGAAACGGUGAUUCACGAAUGAACCUAAUCAGUGGUGCCUAUGGGGUCUCGAUGAACAUCGAAUGGACAAGUAGGUGCAUUGAGAGCAGGAGUUGCCCUGAGAGUUAGUGUGACACCAGCUUCUAGUGAUUCUAUAAAUCAGUUAAUAAUAAACUAGUCUUGGACAAUGACCUUGCUCAUGAUGGUGACAGUUGGAUGGCAGGUUAACGACAUGCAUGUUUACUUAGUGUGUUUUGAUUAAAACAAAUUCCAAGUUAUUACUAAUGAUUCUUCAUGACAUAUAAACAACACGGUAUACAUUAGAAGAGAAAGUGUCUGUAUUAAUAAUUUAUUCUUCUGAUAGAGAGCAUCAUUGAAUUCAUAAUAUUCGUUGAAAAGAUGUUACCAGGGUUUACUCUUAAACGCCCCCCCCCCCCUUUUGGGGGGGAGGGGUGGGGGGUAGGCAGUAUCGUUUCACAAAUUUGAUUCGGGUGGGUGUUUAUUCACCUACCCUGCAAAAUAAGUAUAUGCUGCAUGCAUAGAAUGCAUUUUUUUUUUUUUUUUUUUUU